AUGAAAUCGAAGCUUAGGAGCAAAUACGAAUAUUUUGAGCCGAUCAGUGCAAGGGAGUUUAAGAACCCUAAAUCCGGCAAAAAGCAGUCUACAUCAAAGACAAGGUUACCGAAGUUCCAAACUCUGAAAUCGAGUACUAAAUAAGUCUAAGUCAAGAAGUAACCGUUCUGCAUCCAAGAAUAAGUUCAUUGAAACAGAAUUGGUUAUUAAGAAUGAGUAUUAUAUGUUUGAUCCUUUACAAUCUUCCCUUGCAUUAGAAUCUAGCAACAGCAACAAACUUGACAGCACGCUAGGAUCAAUGUCUCUCAGUCUAGAGAACUCUUCUGCUCCAAAGCAGCGUACUAGCAUUCAACAGGCAGAGCGUAAAAGUAAACUAGAGUCUCAGAAUAAAUAAAAAUCAGAAGAACAUGAAACCUAAGAGCAAGAGGAUUCCUCUACAACAAAGAGAGGCAAUUAUGUCAAUUAGUAGUCACAAAUUGAACAAGCAGAGAUCCCCAGAAGGAAGAAUUGAUAAAAUAUCAAUGCUUCUAGACGAUACUGCUAGGAAGGCUAAAAGGCAAAGCGGCAGGUUCCCACGACAAAAGACUAUGGGCGUCAAGAAAUAUAUGACAAAACAUAGUACUAAGGCGGUGGUGAAGGGAGCUAAGGAGAAACCCACAAAUUUUGUCCCUAAAAUCACUAAUAUCGAUAUGGCUGCAUACCAGCCCAAAUAGAUCUUUACACAAUAAAACUUUGGACAAUUCUCAUGAUAAUGAGAUGAUGAGCUCCCCAAGAGAGAGGGUUCAUAGAGAUUUUGAAGAUGAGGUGUUCGAAAAACGUCAUUUUUCUAAACAGUCAAUGGAUUGUGACAUAGUUACUGGCGCAAGCUGCUCGCUUCCUCUUGAGGAUGAUACUUUUAGGAGCCUGCUUAAGACCAAAGAUAACUUAAAGAGCAAGUAUGGCAAAAGGAUCACUAAGAAGCUUACAAACCUGAAUUCAACUACUAAAGAGAAUCUAUCUAGCUUUGGUGAUGCGUGCUCUCCAAGGAAGACACUUGGAAUGGUGGCAGAUUUUAAGGAAAGUGGAGACCUUGAUCAUUAUGAAAUUGAUGAAGAGAUCUGCACUACAGACUUUGAGACAGCAGGCUAUAAGGAAAGAGAAGGACAAAUAACUCCUAAAGAACUUCUUAUGAAGAAAACUUCAUCAGAUGGAUUUAUUAGUCGGAGAAUGUCAUCUCACUCUAUUGACGAAAGAGAUCUAAGAAAAGGUAGCGUUUGAAAGAUAAUGAUGGAAGAAGAGACUAAAGGAAAUGGCAACACUCCAUAUCUACCUCAAAGCCUAAACUGGAUGGACGAAAUGCUUAUAAAACCUUUGAAAAAUGAGAAGAUGAGGGAUACCUUGAUGCCUUCUUAUUGCCAACAGAACAGCAGGUCUGGAGACCUGGCUGUCCCGACGUUGAAGCAAUCAAGCGUUCAUAACUCUCCAAGUAUUACUAAAAAGAAUUUAAAGAAGUUUUUCGAUAUUCCAAAUCCUGUGAAUCAGACUAUGGAGGAACGGAAGAUCUGAGAUCUUCAGGUACAAGUAAGCGGACUCAAGAAAGAGAAUAUGGAGCUCCGAAUGAUAAUCAAUAAGCUCCUAGAGAUGGGCAUGAAUUAGGCC
Molecule: messenger RNA, 1638 nt
Organism: Moneuplotes crassus
Lineage: Eukaryota; Ciliophora; Spirotrichea; Euplotida; Euplotidae
Source: the annotation of a GenBank genome assembly